Messenger RNA from Aphis gossypii (cotton aphid), 2457 nucleotides. RefSeq names its product ubiquitin-like protein 3. The transcript has 5 exons. The coding region runs from base 879 to 1253 and encodes 124 amino acids. The record is from RefSeq and is a predicted model, not a curated record. Gene Ontology annotation, molecular function: protein binding. Lineage: Eukaryota; Metazoa; Arthropoda; Insecta; Hemiptera; Aphididae.
CAGCGAGUCGUACGUGCACAGCGGCAGGCCACGCACGGGGCGUCCGGCACCAGCCAGCAUUGCAGCGCACCGCGACAACGGCACUACCUACGGGGCCGCGGCGGCGGUGAGGUUACAAUAUAUAGGAAACCACCUGACACGCCCCCACCGUUUUCCCAGUCAUCACAAAGGAUCCGCCACUCUCCGUAGAGCUGCAUCUUCUAAUCAACCGAACGCGCGCGCACGUCACGUACACACACACACACACGCACACACACCACAUACGCAUUAGUGCGCACACACACGCGCGCUUGAGACGCACGUACUCUACACUCACGAUAUAUUAUAUUAUUAUUAUUAUUAUUAUAUAGUUACAGAUACAUUUUAUUAUUAUUAUUGUUUUUUUUUUUCGAAUUUUUUUUAUUUUAUUUUAUUUUCUCUUUUGUACGCCACUGACUGAUGUGAAUAACUUAUUAGCGCUGCGCUGGCUCCUCUCGCGUACGGCUGGCUGACGGUGGUGUGUCUCGAAAGCGGAUUCUCGUCAAACGAUAAUAAUAAUAAUAAUAACAACACCAAUAGUAUCUAACGCAAUAUCGUAUUAUUAUUAUUGUUGUUGAUUUAUAUUAUAAUAUAAUAUUACGUUACCUAUCCUCUGACGUUUGUGGGAUUUUCGUUCCGCCGCCGCCACCGCCGACGUUGUUCCUGCUUUUGGAUUUCCAAAGUCUGUGCGUGUUACUGUUACCAAGUAUCGUUCAUUAGUGGUGUUGUAGUCGUUGGCGUGACCGUGAAAAAGAGUUGUCCCUGUUCCAUGACUUCGACGGAUUUUUUAUCAGCAAUCCGACAACGGACAACACUCGGAGUUACCUUGUAGCGAACUAACGUCGCUCUUCUUAACAAACAUGACUACGUCCAUCAGGUCCAUUCCGUCUGACAAGAUAAACCUCAGAUUGAUUCUUGUCAGCGGUAAAACUAAAGAAUUCAUAUUUAGUCCUAACGACUCGGCGGGUGAUAUAGCUCAAGCAAUUUUUGAUAAUUGGCCAGAAGAUUGGGCGGACGAAGCAGUCGAAAAAGCUGAGAUCCUCAGACUGAUAUAUCAGGGUCGUUUUUUACACAGCAAUGUCACAUUGGGUGCUCUAGGCCUUGUACCAGCCCGUACUACUGUUAUGCAUCUUGUACCAAGGGAAACAUUACCUGAACCUAAUUCACAAGAUCAAAGACAGAAAAGUAAAGGUGCAAGCAGUAGUUGCUGUUCAGCUGCCUGUACUAUAUUAUGAAUGUGUUCUAUAAUAAUGCAAAUAUUGUGUAUUUAGUAAAAAUAAAUUAAGUAUGCUUAAAAUGCAACUUUCAAAAUAAAUUUUUAGUGAGUGGUCUCACCAUUUACCCAAUGAUGAAUUGUGACCAUUGGUGGGUUAAUGUUCUAUAGAUUUUUUUGACUUGUAUAUUUUCAGAUAUCCCCUCCAAAUUUUUUUUAAUUAUUAUUAUUUUUGUUUUUUAUUAACUAUAUUAUAGAUAGGUAUAAGGACAAAAAAUGUAAUUGAAUGUUAUAUUAGGUUUAUUAAUACAUCACAAUUAUGACAUAAAUAUGAACCUGUUUCAUUUGUGUCUGUAUUAUAAAAAACUGUGUUCAAUUUAUAAAAAUUAACGCAACAAAUUUAUACCACCAUGAUUACGGAAAACCGAAAUAUCCCUUAUUUUGUAUUGUUACAAUUCAUGAUGAAAAUCUGUAAUCUUUACUAUUGUAUGUUAUUUAGAUUUAUUCGGUUUCCUUUAAACAACAAAAAAAAGUUAAUAAAAAAUAAAAAUAUUUUUAUAAAAAUAUAUAUCUAUACAUUUAAAAAUAAAUGUUAUUGCACGGUAUAUGAUUACUGUUCUCCAUUUGUCUUUAUGAUGUAUAUUAUGUGUAAAUAGUAAUAUUCAUUCAUUUAAAUUAUGUUUUGAAUUAUAUGUUCGAGAUGAACGAAAACAACCUGCAAUAUCUCAGAGUCGUGCUUUGGUUUGUGCUCAUUAUUCUUAAGCUCUAUGAAAUAUAAACUUGAUCUUAUUGUUGUAUGGAUAUUAAUUAUAUUGGUUGUCUUAAAUCAUAAUGUUUAUAAAAAUAUUAUAGUAUAAUAUACACUAUUAUCAAGAAACUUAAAAUAUAUAAAUUAUAUUUUUUUUUUUUUGCUUUUAUUCUUCUGUGAUUUUUUCGUUAUUAAAUAAUUUUUUUUUAGAUAUUGUAAUUGUGUAAUAUAGUUCGUAUAUACAUGUAUAAUCUCACCUUUUUGAUUCUUAAUGUAAAUUGUAUUUUAUUUCUAAUCUCCUUAUUUUUUUAAACCGAAAUUACAUUUUGGAUUAGGUGUAUAUUAUUAUCGUUGUCGUUGUGUAAAGUAUAUUAAGAAAAACGAAUACAUAUAAUUAUAUAUAACAUAUAUGAUUAUUUUAAUUAUAACAGUAUGUAUUAUUAUUAUCAUCAAUAUAGUAUUAUUUAAUUGUUCGUAA